This is a messenger RNA of Xyrauchen texanus (razorback sucker), 2394 nucleotides long. RefSeq names its product ECRG4 augurin precursor b (gene ecrg4b). The record is from RefSeq and is a predicted model, not a curated record. The coding region runs from base 12 to 446 and encodes 144 amino acids. The transcript is spliced from 4 exons. Lineage: Eukaryota; Metazoa; Chordata; Actinopteri; Cypriniformes; Catostomidae. Gene Ontology annotation, biological process: central nervous system development; cellular senescence; G1 to G0 transition.
GGGACAGCAGCAUGUCACCCUACAGCAUCUGUGUACAAGCGUUCCUUUUCAUGAGCAUCCUGCUUGUCUGCGCACCCUCAGGUGGUUCAUCUGAAAGUAGACUUCGCAAGAUUAUCAUGAAACAAGAAGUCAAGGAGCUGGAAUCCAGUCCUAAAGCGCAGAUUGCAGUGUCUCAGUACAAGGCAAAAGAGUUUCUUUCAGCUCUUCACAGGUCUAGGAGAAACGUGUGGGAUCGCAGUCGCCCUGACGUGCAGCAAUGGAUCCAGCAGUUCAUGUACCUGGGCUACGAUGAGGCAAGACUUGAGACUGAUCUCUCCUAUUGGAUGGACCAAGCCAGAUCACAUGACCAGGGCCGGCAGCAUCAUCACGAUGAAAAUGCAGCUAUGAGCCAACAGGACCCCAGCUCCUACAGACAUGGAGCUAAUGUCAAUUAUGAUUAUUAUUAAAGCCCACUUCUGCCAUUUCCUAGAGCUUAAAGUGACAGUUCACCCAAAAAUGAAUUAUCGUACUGUCUAGCUAACCCUUGUAUUGUUUUAAGCCCAUAUACAAUCAUUUUCUUUCUUCCGCGGUGCACAAAAGGGGAUGUUAGGCAGAAUGUUAGGUGCUGAUAGCCUGAGAUAAUAACAUCAUCUGUGUUCUUAGUUUUGUCUCUUUUUUUUCAGUACGUGAGCAGGUUUAUGGGAUUGUCAAGAUCAACAUUAAAUUGCAAUGUUAAAAAAAUUGUAUUUCAAGUUCAAUUCUGUAUCACAUCCUCAAAACUGUAUUGUUUAAAUAAAAUGUGAGUGGCUACAUCAAAAAUAAAACAUUAAAGGGAUAGUUCACCCAAAUAUGAAAAUUCUCUCAUUAUUUACUGAACCUCAUGUCAAACCAAAGUGAAUGGUGUCCAGAACUUUGAAGGUCCAAAAAGCACAUAAAGGCAACAUGUAAUCGUUCGACUCCAGAGUUUCAAAUCAAAUCAAAUCACUUUAUUGUCACACUACAAUUGUACACAAGUGCAACAGUAGGUGAAAGUCUUGUGUGCAGUUCCGAGCAACAUAGCAGUCAUGACAGUGACGAGACAUAUACCAAUUACAAUAAACAACAUACUUACACAACACAAUUUACAUAUCAAAUGUACACAUACUUACACAACACAAUUUACAAAUCAGAUGUACACAUACUUACACAACACAAUUUACAAAUCAGAUGUACACAUACUUACACAACACAAUUUACAUAUCAAAUGUACACAUACUUACACAACACAAUAAUUAUAUACAAUGUACAGUAAACAAUACACACAAUAUAGAAUACACAAUAUACAAUACAGUUUAAAUCCAUGUCUUCAGAAGGGAUAUGAUAGGUGUGGGUGAGAAAAAGACCAAGUUUAAGUCCUUUUUAUUAUAAAUCGCCACUUUCACUCUCACAUUCCUCUUCCUUUGUUUUUUGGCCAUUCUUCGAGCACAUCACCACUAGCUGGAAAGGAAGGAGAAUUAAUUGUAAAACAGGACUUAAAUAGUGAUCUGUUUCUCACCCACACCUAUCAUAUCUCUUCAGAAGACAUGGAUUAAACCCCUGGAGAUGAAUGGAUUACUUUGAUGCUGACUGUAACAUUUCAUGGAAAAGGAGGAAGCCGAGACGACGUAACAAACAUGUAAAACACUUUAAUCGCACUUUUCAGUGUUUAACGUAACGGAGUACUUUCCAGCCCCACAUUAAACACGCACUACUUUUUGGCCAGCUACGUCAAAUAAAUUAACACACACACACAUAGACAGCUUUGUGCGUCUCUCUCUCCCCCUGCGGCUGUCUCCUCUCCUUAAAUACUCCCGUCACCCCUCACUGGAACACGACACCGCUGUGGCACACAGGUGGACCUCAUUCAUCACUUAGGUUCCCGGCAUCACUAAAGUUCUGGUCACCAUUCACUUGCAUUGUAUAGACCAAAAGAGCUGAGAUAUUCUUCUUUAAAUCUUCAUUUGUGUUCUGCAGAGGAAAGAAAGUCACACACAUCUGGGAUGACAUGAGGGUGAGUAAACAAUGACAGAAUUGACAUUUUUGGUUGAACUAUCCCUUUAAAUGAGGUAACACUCACUGAUACGCUCACAUGGGCGGACAGACUUGCAUAAACGUGCAAAAGUGAUUUGAAAUGAGGAUGAGAUUAAUACAGAUUAACAUGAAUCAUUUAACUGCUAAAUAAAGCUCAUAUUUGUCGGCCUGAUUAUUUCAACUCAUUAAAUAUAAAGACCACAACAGCUGCGGCUCAAUGUAAUAUAGUUUAAAGGAUAUACUUUCCUUGUGAUAUUUACCUAAUUACAAACAAUUCAUGUGUAAAAGUGAACUCUCCUGGCAGCACAUUAGUGCACGACAGCACAUUUGUUAGGAAAUGCUGUGCGACAGAAUAAAGGACUCGUA